UCGUCUACCCGCCUACAGAACCGGUGUGAAAUCACAAAAGGGACGAUAGCGCAGUCUUCGAUCGUGUCGCUGCUCUACUAGGAUUCAGCCGUGGUUGUAUAUUCGCUGCAGUAUUCUCAGCAAUGGCUCCCACUGCACCUCCCCAGGCGACCAACUCGCCAGCCAAGAAGACAUCAGCCCCAGAGAAGAAAUACAAGUGCCAAUUUUGUAAUCGCGCCUUUAGCAGAAGCGAACAUCGCAGCAGACACGAACGUUCGCAUACCAAGGAGAGGCCGUUCAAGUGUCUGAAGUGCCGGAGUACUUUCGUGCGCCGUGAUUUACUCCUUCGUCAUGACCGUACCGUUCACGCAAAGGACGGUGGGAUACCGCUAGUUUCCGAGGGCCGGCGACGUGGUGGCGCGGGUGUCCAAAAGACUUCCCCCGCCCCCGGCCCGUCUAAGCCCUCGAUCACAAUUGAUCCUGCUACUCUCGAACAAAUAGAGGCCAGCAGUGAUGGUAUGGUUGAUCUUGAAACUGCAGCCAUGUUGAUGACAGAUUUCCAACAUAAGGCCGCAGCUGCCGCUACUGGUCAAGCCAAUGAACGUGCUGAAUCGGAUCGCUCCUUUUCCCCUGGACGCGGUCCUCUAUUAGAGCCUCCUGUGUCGUACAUGUCGGGCAACGCGACCUUGCCGCAGAUGCCUUGGGACACCCUGGUUUCCCCUGCUGACACGAAGCACCCGAUGGGAUCUCCGUUCGUGUCUCAAGACAGUAGCUCGGAAUCGCAUACGCUGCCCUCGGUUAUGGACCGACACGGCGCCGUGGGUGAUGCGCUUGCUCCCUCGCUGCACUCCCUGGUGAACUCGCUGCCCAUGUCUGGAAACUCGACGCCGAAUGCGCUGUCGCCGUAUCCCUCGAUGACUGGUCCCGUUAGUCCAGUGAACUACCGCCGGUCGCCUGGUCCUAGCCAAGCCCUGACGCUGCCCAAGGCUCCGCAGAUUGCGAACGAGAUCGAGCGAAACAUGGUUGUUGAACGUCUGCACAAUGUGGAUUCUCUCAAUGUGCUUCCCGAGACCUUCCAGCUUCCUCCGACCGCGUCUCUCAACAAGUAUCUCUCAACGUACUUCAAUCUGUACCACCCUCACCUGCCGUUCUUGCACCAAGAGUCUUUCAAGCCUACCGCUACUUCACCGCCAUUGCUACUUGCGGUCCUUUCUAUUGGUGCUCUGUACACCUUUGAGCGGCAGCAUGCAUUCAUGCUUCACGUGGGGUCCAAGAUGCUUGUCAACCAAUUUUUGCAACACAAGGACAACUUUGACUCUCGCAAGUGCCCUCUCUGGGCCAUGCAAAGUACCCUGCUGAACAUGAUCUUUGAGAGCUGGAGUGGUGAUCCCAAGGGCCUCGAAUGGACCUGUUCCAUCAAGAGUCUUCUGGCCAAUAUGGUUGCCGGAAACCGCUAUCAACUGAAGCUCCGGACCGAAGCGCGCGAGGGUGCUCAGCCGACCCGCGAGGAGUGGAUCGAGGACGAGUCGUGCCGCCGGACGUACUACGCCGUUUACAUCUUCUUCGGCAUGCUCACGCUGACUUUCAACCACACUCCAGCGAUGAGCUUCGACGAAUUUGACAACUUGGAGCUGCCUUCCUCGGAAUCCAUGUGGAAUUUGGAUGUGACGGACGAUGAGGCGUGGCGUCGCAGCUUAGCGUCCUCCACGCCGCUUACUGUUCGUGAAGCGCACGACUGCCUUUUCCAGGGCGAGCAGACGCGCUACAGUGCUUUCGCCACCCGUGUGCUGAUCAACGCGCUUUUCCUGCAAGUUUGGAACCACAAGAGGAGCUUCGAGGCCCUCCAGGACGUGGUGACCGAAUACAAGCUCCGCUUGGCGCUGGAGACGUGGGAAAAUUCGCUGGAAGUGUGCGAGCCGGAAACGAUUGUGGUGCCUCUCAGCACCCCUCAAAAGGGUCACCCCUUGAUUUUCAACUCGAUGGCCGUCUACCGCAACACUCGCGCCCGCCUGGAAGUUGACCUCAAGUCCAUCCAGGAGGCUCUGCGCUACCACUCAUCUUACGAGGUCGCUGCUGCGAUGACUGUCGCACGCGAGAAGGUCAAGCGGUCUCAGGAGAUGAAUAAGGUUAUUCAGUCGUGCUUUGAGUGCAUUGAGAUCGCCGCCGUUCAGGGCAUCAACUGGGUCGCCAAGACGUCGGCAACCAACUGGAGCGUCGAGCAUCCUCUCUGCGGCUUGGACUUGAUGGUCAUCCUCAGUCUCUGGCUCUAUCGCCUGGAACAUGACGAAGAGCCCGCAACGGAGGCUGAGAUGGCCAUCUACAAUAAGGUUCGGAAUUUGUUUGAUGAUGACGCCGUCGAUGCUUUUGGAAAACUCAGCUCCACCGUGGCCCGUGUAUGGGGUAACAUCCUAGACGGCGUGGUAGUUUGGGGAAUUACAAAGCUCAUGGGCGAGUCAUUCAAACUUCAUUCCCAGGCCUUGGUCGGCUACGAAGAUUCGUUGCGCGUCGCCAAGGACCAACCUAUUCACCCAAUGCCGACGAAGACGCUUGCCAGCGUUGGCACCGCGUACUAGUGCGAUCAACAUCUCUACUCGACGGACAGGUAGCUUGACCAUGGUCAUCUACGUCACCAACUAAGUUCUUCUUCAUUCUCGUUUUCAUUCAUUCCUUAC
Molecule: messenger RNA, 2651 nt
Organism: Aspergillus welwitschiae
Lineage: Eukaryota; Fungi; Ascomycota; Eurotiomycetes; Eurotiales; Aspergillaceae
Product: C2H2-type zinc finger protein
Exons: 4
Coding region: 123-2552 (809 amino acids)
Biological process (GO): DNA-templated transcription; regulation of transcription by RNA polymerase II
Cellular component (GO): chromatin
Molecular function (GO): zinc ion binding; DNA-binding transcription factor activity, RNA polymerase II-specific; RNA polymerase II cis-regulatory region sequence-specific DNA binding
Source: RefSeq, a predicted model, not a curated record